Messenger RNA from Cyclocybe aegerita, 627 nucleotides. The record is from the annotation of a GenBank genome assembly. NCBI's taxonomy places the organism in Eukaryota, Fungi, Basidiomycota, Agaricomycetes, Agaricales, Hemipholiotaceae.
AUGGCUGUGCCCAUGUUCGUUUCCUCUCACCACGACCUUCUCCACAUCCUCUCCCUCACAAGAACCGCCGUUUCGCACUUCACGCUCGUUUCACCCGCCGAAUUCACAAUAGCGGUCAAUUUCUCUAAGGAUAGGGUCUUGGAUGGGCACACGGGCUCUGUGCGACUUCUAUUCACUCUCAUCAUAUCAGCCGCGUCCGUCAUCAGCUUUGCGGCUGCUGCACUCACUGUCAGCCCCGGAGUAGUCAGCUCUGUACCUGCAUUUGACAUCCCAGUCGCCACCAACGUCAAUGCAAGCCAGGCCCAGGAGCAGGAGGAAGCGUGCAAGGCGGCGGACCCCUCGAAGAUUUACGCUGCCAUCCGCUGUGAAAGUGGUCCGCCCGACACUGUAGGGUAUACCCAAUGUGUUCCGUUUCAGAAUCAGAAGGGAGAGGACAUCACAAGCGCUGUAUACUGCCAGUCCGCGAAUUGCAACUUCUUCUCGGAUGCGGGCUGCAAAUCUAAGCCAACCAAUCUUACGCCGGCGCCCUUCACACCUGGGCCUCACUUCAGCGUUGUAUCCUCCUGGCAGAUAGUGGGAUAUCGCGCCUUCAACUGCACUUCGAACGUGGUUCCUAGACUACCUUGA